AAGUGAGAGGAGGAGCAAAGUUAGGGGAGAGGGGCUAAACAGAAACACACUGCUGUUUGUGGACUACUGCCUGACAUGGGAGGUCUGUGGAACAUCUGAGAGGAGGUCUGAACUUGAGCUCUAUUUUACUACUAAACCUCCAGGGGCAAAAGCAGAGAAGACAGAGGAAAUGAAGGACUUGUCAGGAGAAGUCGGGGUCUCUCAGCGGAAAGGAGAUCAACUAACCCGACCCAAAGUUUGGCUAAAGAACAAACUUGUUCGAGUGGGACUUGCUGAAUGUCUUUGCACGUAUGUCAUGAUGGCGUUCGGCCUGGGGUCUGUGGCCCAGGUAGUGACAGGACAGGGAGCGUUCGGAGAGUACCUCAGCAUCAACCUGGGUUUUGCACUGGGUGUCACUAUGGGGGCGCAUGUCGGAGGGAAAGUCUCAGGGGCUCACAUGAACGCUGCGGUGUCGAUCACAAUGUGCACGUAUGGUCGCCUUGCAUGGAGGAUGUUGCCUGUGUAUGUUUUUGCACAGCUGCUGGGAUCAUUUCUGGCAGCAGUGACAAUUUAUGGCGUCUAUUAUGAUGCUAUAUUUGAGUAUUGUGGAGGAAACCUGACAGUGACUGGUGAAAGGGCCACCGCUGGGAUCUUUGCCACCUAUCCAGCACCAUACCUCUCGGUGAUGUCUGGAUUCAUGGACCAGGUGUUUGGCACGGCCAUGCUGCUGCUGUGCCUGAUGGCUCUGUCCGACCAGAGGAACAAGCCGGCCCCAGCAGGUGGCGAGCCGGCCGCGGUGGGACUCCUGGUGCUGCUCAUCGGCAUUUCUCUGGGCAGCAACAGCGGCUACGCCAUCAACCCCAACAGAGACAUCGCACCCAGGGUCUUCAGUGCCAUAGCAGGCUGGGGAACUGAUGUGUUCAGGGCUGGAAAUGGUUGGUGGUGGGUGCCGCUAGUCGCUCCCCCCAUUGGAGGGGUGCUGGGUGCAGGGAUCUACAAGGCUUUGGUGGAAUUGCACCACCCACACGUGGAGGAACUGGGUGAGGGGUUGCUGGAGGAGUCAAAGGAGGACUCUGUUCAUAAAUUCAAAAUUGAAAAUGCAAUUGUGUAAGAAACUCAGCUAUGUUGUAGCAUAGCUGUGUGGAUAUCUGUAAAUAGGAGAAAUGUUCCAUGAUUAUUGGAAUUUUAUGAAAAGAGACCAAAAAUGAAAUGGUUUGUCAAAACACGGCAUUACAUUUAUCUUAACCAGAUAAUGUAAACAAUCUACAGUAGUACAUGGAACACACUAUAUGAAAGUAUGAAACAUGACACUGAUAUCAACUAUAGUUUUCUCCUAAGAAACUACAUUUCAUGCAGGAAAGAAGAAACAAAAACUCAUUCACUAGCUCAUAUUUAAUGCAUAUAUUAUUGAGGUUACAGCAGCAUAUAUAACCUUGGUAUCAUCCAUUCCAGCAAAUCAGCAGGAGACCACUUACAUGAGCUUGGGAAUUACAGUGUAUGUGAAGAAAAACACACAAGCCCCAAUACAUUGCACAUCAAGUUAAAUGAAAUAGGAACGGUAGGUUCCAACGCAACAUAUGUUCUUACUUUGCAACAAUCCAGCACUCAAGGCAAAUGUGUGUAUCAUUUAAUGAGAGGCUCACAUCUAACCCCCAAAUUUGAUGUGCUGCAAAAUAUGAAAUAAUAUUUUCAAUUUCAGUGAUAUCAUCCAUGUUAAGAUCGACAGGCCUAAACUCAAACAUAUUUUUUAAUUUAAGUUUACAUGAUUAUCACACAGUAUGAGUGAGGCACUGCAGAGAUACAGUGGAAAAAGUCCAAGAUGACUAAUGUUUUGUUUGAUAGUUUGCUGCCACACAUUAAUUGUGUAAUUGUGUAACGAGUCCACAGACUGGGGAUUGUGGGACAAUGUCUGCAGGCAAAAAUCACUUUUACCGUCCAACUGAAAACAACAGUAUUAUUUUCAGUCUUGCUCUCAAUUUCAGAUUCACAGAGAUUUUGUUGAGCAAUUAUUUUCAAACUUCUUUCAUAAAUUUAUAUAUAUUAUAUAUAUGUUAUUGCUGUAUAUGACAUUCAAUUAAAAUAUUUACAACAUCAAACCAAAUCGAAGGGAUAAAUAAGUAUAGUUAUAAAGUAACAUAAUGCCCUUAUUGAGUAUUAUUUGCCCUAUAGUAGUUAUAGCAGUGGUACAAUUUGUUGCUACCUGUCAGUAUUACUAUGCCAGCAGCACAUGAUCAAACUUCUUGACUUGGCUGAUGAGUUGUUUAGGCCAGCAGGUGUAACCAGUGAGCACUGAGUUAAAUGAGAGUGCAGAUAAUAUAUCUGUUGCUUUGGUUGUCUCAUUGGAGACAAGCCUCAUUUCUUCAUCACUAUCAUAGAGCAAUGAAAGCUCAAAAAACAACUACACUUGAAUUCUUGGGAUUUUUCAAGUCUAUUUAGACGUAAGGCAGGUAUUUUUGAAUCACCUACACAUAAAUAAGGUUAGAAUAACUGUUUACAUGCCGCACUGCCUCCAACAGCUGGUACCACUUCAGCCAUGUGUAGAGGCAGGAGAACCCUGGUUCGUCUGUCCAGACGUUCUGCAGUCCAGGACGAAGGAAUCACUGACUGCUUUUUUAAGCCAUGUUGACUGUACACACAGGAUUACAAUGUUUUCCUCGAUUGGGAACAUUCUCACCGCUUUGUCCCACUUAGUCUCCCUGUGCUCCCCUGGCUCUUGGCAGCGUUGCCUGAGCUGCACUGUGAUGGUGGUUUCUUCUUGGGUGCCGGCGCCUUGGCUUUGCCUUUGAAGGCCUUGGUCGGAUCCAGUUUGUUGAGAUAAGAAUCUCCCGCAGCAUCAGCAACGCUGUGCUCACUGCUGAAGGUCAGCGGCUGGUACAGUGAGGCCCACUGCUGCAAAGGGGAACAGCACAUAGACAGGGUGUCACUUAUCUAGUCAUGUGGAGAAAAUAAUAGCUUAGCUUAUAAAAUAACCAUAGGAACUGGAGGUAACAAUAGGAACACAAGAGACACAUUGCAGAGGUUACACUACCUACGUUACCCUAUUUUGUGUAGUUUACAAUCUCAGGAACUUUUGGGAUUCAAUGCAUAUAGGACAUGAAUAGACUUGAAUAAUCUGAUGUGAGGAAGAGAUGAAGAGAUUAACUCUUAUGUAAUCAUGUGAAAAAGUUAGAUCAGUCAAUGUUGUUAUAUUAUUAUUAUAAUAUACAUUAUAUUAUACUGGAAAGGGAAAAACUGAAUAAAAUGUAUUUUAUACACCU
Molecule: messenger RNA, 3236 nt
Organism: Platichthys flesus (European flounder)
Lineage: Eukaryota; Metazoa; Chordata; Actinopteri; Pleuronectiformes; Pleuronectidae
Gene: aqp7
Product: aquaporin 7
Exons: 6
Coding region: 170-1090 (306 amino acids)
Biological process (GO): water transport; glycerol transmembrane transport
Cellular component (GO): basolateral plasma membrane; plasma membrane
Molecular function (GO): glycerol channel activity; water channel activity; urea transmembrane transporter activity
Source: RefSeq, a predicted model, not a curated record